AUGCAUGGAUCCCAAGGCCUACAGAGACACCCUAGUGGUGCCCCCAUGUAUCCUAACCAACACAGCAUUAGUACUAGUCAAGACCGCCAGUCUCAAAUGAGUGGUCCACACCAAUUUGGCCAGCCUCAUCCUGGGCCGUCCCCACUCAACUUGCUCAACAACGACUUGCCGCAGCACGACGAGUACUUCAGUGGACCGCGGCUGCUCAAUCCUGCAAUGCCAGGGGAAGACGGUGUAAAUGAGAACAUGGGAAGACCGUUGGGCAACAACAACCUACCAGAAACCCCAUUCAUCCCCAGGCACAAUGAGCAGCGUACACCUUCCCUGUCUAUGCACAGUGUCAAUAAUUAUAUGAACCCCCAGCCGGCCGGUACACCAUACCUUGGUCAUGGAAACUUGCACACUCCUUUCUCAUCAGGCAGUGAGCUGCAUUCUCACUCGCAGUCCUUGGCACCAGGUGGAGGCCACGACCCUGACUAUAAUCAGUUUGCACAACCUCAUCAAUCACACGGCGUGGGAACAUACCCAUACCAACACGGCGGCUUGCUUUUCCAGGACCAAACUGGAGACAUGCAGUACUCGGGUCCACAGGGUAGAACUGCCAGUGCCAGUGAAUUGCUGCAUCUGUCUGAAAGCAUACAACAGUUUUGUAGUAAUAUUACGACCUCAAACAAUGCACUUACAGCACAAGUGCAAUCACUUCAAGGCGAGAUGCAGGGUCUUAAGGGAGAGAUAGCGCAGUUGAAGGAGGAGUAUGAAUUGGGCAAGGCCACUGGAAAAAAGAAAGUGAUUACAAGGAACAUUUCGAAUGACCAUCCCAAGUUGAAAGUUAAUGAUCAUUCAUCCGAUGUUUCCAGACCUGUGCAACAUCUCUCGCCGUUGGAAUCUGGCGAGGCUUACAAAGAAGUCAACAUGAAAAAGAUUUGGUACCCAAAUUGGAAGGGUAACGUAGAUGAUGGGGUUAAUGCAGCGUUCAUUCAAGAAGUUGUCGAUCUAGUCUGGGAUAACGAAAAGCGAUUGCGUGAAGAUCCCAACUCGAAAUCUGAGAUACAAGAUGCUGACUAUGACCGCCAAUUGAUUACUGAUUGUACGAAGGCGUAUUUCCGCAACAUCUACAAGCAGUUUCUUGAACACCAUGAUAAUGAUAAGGCUAGAAAAGCUAUGGAGCAUAAGAAUCAAGGACGGCGGCGUUCACGUCGUCAAACAGUUACAAAAACUCAUCGAAAAGCAGUGGAGGCCUUUGAGAAGGAAUCUGGUCAUCAUGGUGUCCUGGCAAUGAUUGACACGGAUUUCGCAUCAGAUGUGUUGGAUGCUGAUGUGGGAAAGGGCGCUUUUAUGGUAGAGGGUGCACAAUGGAGAAGCCCUGACUUAGUGGCCCUCAGGCGUUGGUUGUCAUUCAAGAAGUGGAAGAAAGGUCCUGAUGACCACAUGAAUGAAGAGGCACCAGCACCCAAAUGCCGCAAAGUUGUCGAAAAGAAAGCCAUCAAAUCUACUUUUGAUCUUGCACCAAGUAAGAUGCACAGCGAACCACCAAUCUUGGGCAAAAAGACCAUUCCCUUCCGAUCUAUGGUUUCUGAGAAGUGGCUGAAGAAAAAUCCAGGUACUGUAUUGCUAGACGGUGGAGAAUGGCUGUGUGGAUUCUAUGGUCGGUUGAAGGAAGGUGAUAUCCACAAGGAUGAUGCAAAGUUUCUGGAGGAGCUUAACGAGUGGCAUGAGAAGGAUGAGUCGAGCAGUGAUGAAGAGGAUCUCCCUGUCACUGGCUCAUCCACCGGCAAUUAG
Messenger RNA from Suillus discolor, 1779 nucleotides. RefSeq lists its product as uncharacterized. The transcript is spliced from 8 exons. The record is from RefSeq and is a predicted model, not a curated record. NCBI's taxonomy places the organism in Eukaryota, Fungi, Basidiomycota, Agaricomycetes, Boletales, Suillaceae. Bases 1 to 1779 code for a protein of 592 amino acids.